Messenger RNA from Culex pipiens pallens (northern house mosquito), 4228 nucleotides. It is a transcript of the gene Srrm1, whose product is annotated as serine/arginine repetitive matrix protein 1. Bases 292 to 3777 code for a protein of 1161 amino acids. NCBI's taxonomy places the organism in Eukaryota, Metazoa, Arthropoda, Insecta, Diptera, Culicidae. Gene Ontology annotation, molecular function: RNA binding. The transcript has 8 exons. Gene Ontology annotation, biological process: regulation of mRNA splicing, via spliceosome; mRNA processing. Gene Ontology annotation, cellular component: spliceosomal complex. The record is from RefSeq and is a predicted model, not a curated record.
AAAAAACUUUUUUUCCCACCGCCGUCGUCAGAUAAAACGCCAUUUUGCAUGUGCAAACGGUUUGCGGUCUCGAAGGGCAGAAAAAUGUUUUCGCUUGUGGAAAAGCGUAGUUUUUCGUGAAAAUUCGUGCCGCUAAACGUUUCCGGACGUGGUGCCGUAGCUGGCGUGCGACUUGGUGGUGAAAUUUGCGCGGAUUGUGACGGAUUUGCCGGUGCGCGUUGGGAAGAAAAAAGGGGUUUGGUUUUGAUUUUUGACUACUGAAAGGGCAGUAAUUUGGAAAAAUCUUCCAAGAUGAUGUUCACGGGCACCAACCAGCAGCAGGACACUCGCUUCAGUGACAAGGAGAAAAAACUGUUGAAACAGAUGAAGUUUGGGGACAACCUCAACAAGCGGGUGGACAUGUCCAAGGUCAAGCUGGACGUUCUGCGGCCCUGGAUUAGCAAGAAGAUCACCGACAUGCUGAACAUCGAGGACGACGUGAUCGUGGAGUUUGUGUACAACCAGCUCGAGGAGGAAAAGUACCCGUGCCCGAAGAAGAUGCAGAUCAACAUGACCGGCUUCCUGAACGGCAAGAACGCGCGCGUCUUCAUGGAUGACCUCUGGUCGCUGCUGCUGUCGGCGCAGGAAUCCGAGUCGGGCAUUCCGGCCGAGUUUAUCGAGCAGAAAAAGGAGGAGAUAAUGAAGCGCGAAGAGGACGCCAAGCUGCUGGACGAGAUACGUUCGCGCAAGUCUCGCAGCCGCGGCGGAAGUCGCGAUCGGGGUGGAGAUCGCGGCGGUGAUCGCGGCGGUGAUCGUGGAGGUGAUCGUGGAGGCGAUCGUGGUGAUGAUCACAAAAAGUUCAAGAAGGAAAACCGCGCCAUGUACAAGCCGGAACCGGAAGAGUACCUGGACGACGAGGAAAAGAUGAUUGAGGACUUCAUCGAGGCGGACGUGCCGAGGGAUAAGCCGGAACCGAAGGAAGAACCGAAAGCAACGCCGGCGACAGCCGCCGACAAGGCCGCUUCCGCGGAGCGGAACUCGUCGAACGCGAAAAAAUCCCCGGAGAAGCCGGCGAAGGACGCGGCGGACCAGCGCCACCACCGCAAGCCGGAAGAACACUCGGACCGGGACCGCUCGCGUCGUAAGACAUCACGAGAUCGUUCCAGAUCGCGACGCCGCUCGCGCGAUAGACGCUCCUCGCGCGAUCGGAAGUCGUCGCGUGAUCGGCGUCGUUCGCGAUCCCCCAGAAGAUCGACGGAUCGGUCCAAGAAGCGCAGCCGUUCGCCCCGAGAUAAACGGGAUCGCGAUGCGCGUCCUCGCGACAGUGGCCGGAAGCGCUCGCGCAGUCCACCGAGAGCCAAAAAGGUUCCUCCGCCCAGUGAGAAAUCAUCCGAUAACGGGUCCAUUUCGAAGCUGCAGUCGAAGCUGAUGAACAUUGCCGAGGGCAAAAAGCCGGCAGCUGGCAGUGGCGGUGGUGCCGUCACUAAACGGCGCAGCCGCUCCCGCUCGACGUCCCGUUCGCGGUCCAAGUCCCGUUCGGUCAGCAAGAAGAAGGCCAGCACCAGCCGGUCGCGCUCCAAGUCCCGGUCCAGAUCAAAAGACCGCAAGGCGCGCAAGUCCCGCUCCCGUUCGCGUCGAUCGCCCAGCUCGUCUUCGUCCCGCUCUUCGUCCAGCCGCAGCCGCAGCGGUGGCGAUCGCAAGAAGAAACCCACCGCUGGCGCGGCCAAGAAACGCAACGGAAAAUCGCGCAGUCGGAGCCGCAGUCGGGCGCGUGGUGGCACUUCCCGCUCGCGGUCUCAUUCGCGCAGCAGCCGGUCCACGUCGCGACCGGCGAAGAACGAUGACUUUGAGAUCCAGAAGAAGGAGAACAGCAUCCAGAAGAAGCGCCACUACCGGACCAACAAGGAGUCGUCGGAUUCGGAGUCGGACCGGGGACCGGCGAGGAAAUCGGACCGGGGACGCGAUCGUCGGUCGCUCUCGCGAGGCGGUCGCAGGAACGGUUCCCGCGGAAGGAAGGAUCGUUCGAGGUCGCGCAAUCGAUCGCGGUCCAGAAAUCGGUCCCGGUCGAGGAAGCGCUACUCCCGUUCACCACGUGGCGGCGACAGAGGAGGACGCUCAAAUCGCGGUGGAGGUGGCCGCGCGGCCGAACCGAGAAGAAGUCGCGAACGUCGUCGCUCUCCGGCAGCAGCACCGGCUCCCCGAGAUGAUCGCCGUGGUGGUGGCGGCCGUGGAAAUGAUCGCGACAGCCGAGGCAAUCGCGGCGAAGGAGGUCGCGACUUUGGUGGGAGUGCUCGUCGUAUCGAUAGUCCUCCACCAGCGAGUCGAGACUUUAACCGGCGAGCUUCACCACCGCGUGGUGAGAGACAGCAGCAGCAGCAACAGCAACCAGCACCGGUGCAGCAGCAACAACAGAUGCAGCAGCAGCAGCAGCCGCCGAUGAGACCACCGACGUCCCGGUUUGACGAUAGGCGUGGCCCCGUGGACAAUGGUGGGGAUGGAAGGAAGCGGGAUAACACGCUGGAUUCUGGAGAGUUCUGGGAUGACGGGGGUAGCGCUCCGAUGCUGUCGCAGAUUAAGCCCGGAAGGGAGAAGAAGUCUUCGUCGGAGGUGGCACCGGUUGAGGAGUCCAGAAGGUCCUCGAAAAAGCAUGAAGCAGCAGCUGGCAAGAAGGUCGAAGCUAGUCGAAGAGAGGUCGCGGCCAAGACGGAGGAAAAGAAACCGAUUAUUCGGGCAAAAUACAGCAGAAGUCUGUCCCGAACUCCGUCACCGUUCCUCAAGUCACACGAACGGGUCGCCGGGUCCACAAACAACGUGGCUGCUCCGGUGGCGGUGGCGGCGGCUCCACAGAAGGAAGAAAAGAUUGCGGGCAAGUCUGCGGCUGCGGCACCAGCUGCGAAUAGCAAGCCAAAAGCCAAAACCAGCAGCAAGAAGGACUCGAGCGACAGCGAUAGUUCCGACAGCAGCAGUGAAUCAGAGGAUGAGAAAUCCUCGCGCAACAACAAGAAAAAACUAAAGAAGAAACAGUCGUCGUCGUCGUCGAAAAAGCGACGCCACUCGUCGUCGUCCAGCGAGGAUGACUCUUCGGAAGACAGCGAGGACGAACCGCCCAAGAAGCCUGCCAAGUCAGAUGCGGCUCAGGAAGAUCGCAAAAAGUCCGCUGCCGCAGCCGCCAGGCUCGAGAAGGAAAAAGAGCGCGAAAAGGAGAAGGAACGCGCGGAACGUGAAAAGGCAGAAAAGGAAGCUGCGGCUGCGGCCGCCGCCGCGGCAGCAACAGCAGCAGCAGCCGUUAAAGCACGUGACGAAAACAACAAAAAACGAAAGCGUACUAUCAGUGGCGAAUCGAAAACCGUCGAGGACAAGAAGCAACCUGCCGCGUCGAAGGAAGUCGCCGUCAAGUCGAAAAAGGUAGAAAAGCCGGCCGCGGUCUCAUCAUCGUCCUCGAGCGACUCCGAGGCGGAACGGGCCAAGAAGAAGCGACGCAAGGACAAAAAGAAGCGAGUGGCGGCGGCCUCGGACGGAAGUUCCUCCGACUCGGACAGUGCCGCGAAGAAAAAGAAACACAAAAAACACAAGAAGCAUGUCAAGAAGCACAAGAAACACAAGAAGCAUAAGAAGAGCGGCAAGGGCAAGCCGUCCCGGGGAGACAGCAGCAGCUCGUCCGACGACGACGACGACGAUGAGCAGAAGAAGCCGCAGCGAACGACGAAGGGAGGCGUCGUGGUCAACGACGACCUGGAGAAGCAGCUGCGCGAGCGUGCCCUCAAAUCGAUGAAGAAGCAGCAGAGCAUCUCCGACUGAGACCGGUAUCGGGGGGUCUCCCGCGAGCGGCACCAUCCGCCGCCACCGCCGGGGCCCCCGAGAUCCUACGGUAAGCAAAAAUUUUAUCAUUAAAACUAGCUGAUUAAGAUCCUCCGUAGUACCACGAUUCAGAGCGUAAUGGUAUCAUACAAUUGUAAUAUUUCAUAGUUGCAAAUCCAUUCUGGAUGUGGGUUGCUUACAACAAUUAGACUAUUAAGUGCUAUUUCGAUUACUUUCAAUAAACAGUUGAAAAAGAAAUUUUAGUUGUGUAAGCAAAACAAUUCUAUUGAGAAUAACAAAAAACAACACUUCUGUUUGACACUUAACAAGGAAUGGACUUGCAAGUAUGUUUAUUGGUUAAGUCCUACUGAUUAAAAAUAGAUAUUGUUCAAGUACACACACAAUCACAAUCUUUGUUUUAAUUCAAUAAAGUCACAAUGAAUUAGCGUAA